This is a messenger RNA of Ictidomys tridecemlineatus (thirteen-lined ground squirrel), 5036 nucleotides long. The record is from RefSeq and is a predicted model, not a curated record. NCBI's taxonomy places the organism in Eukaryota, Metazoa, Chordata, Mammalia, Rodentia, Sciuridae.
GCGGGGAGAGCGGGAGAAGGCCGCGGCGGAGGCAAGUGAGAGGAGGAAGGAAGCGGCCGCCCGGAGGGCACAGCUGCUCAGGCAGCGGCCGGGUUCCUGGGAGUGUCCGUGCGGCGCGGUGGUUGGGGCGGAUCCCGCGGGGCCCGGGCGGGGGAAGGAGUCACCGGCCCGGCCAUGGCGGACAACGAGAAAUUAGACAACCAACGGCUCAAGAAUUUCAAGAACAAAGGCCGUGACUUGGAGGAGUCAACUUCUCCGUUGAAAAAAACACCCCCGGCGUGAGAGGCCAUCCUGGUGAUGCUAACAGUGCCUUCCAGCGGCCUGUGUUUUACUCUGGAUAUAGCUGAUUCAAGAUGUGGCUCACGGUGUGCCCACUUCCAGGCAAAGGAUACCCCUUAUUUCAGCUUGUUCACAAAUCUCUUUAGCCCCUCCAGAGAGACCACCAGCUGCAUUCUUACAUUUAAAGUCCAAAGGGUUAUACAAAGCUGUCAUCCUCUAGUCUACAGUAUCCUUUCCCUCCACCUGCUGGUGGUGGUAAUGGGGGAUGGGGUGGGCUGUGGAAUGGCAUCAUCACGUUUUAUGAUUUUUAAAAAGGAAAAGAAAAAAAAGCUUCAUUGUCUUAGAUUCAGCUGCUUCCGAAAUUGUCAGUCUACAUAAGGUGUUAUGUGUUAAAUGCACGCAUUCACCGCCGAAAUUUUUGAUAAAAUACUUCACUUCAGCUUUAAGAAUUUAGGUUCCUAAUUUUUUAAUCCAUUCUGAGUCAGGAGUUUAGCUUUUAAGAAAAAGUGGUAAAGUAGUAUAGUUUAUGUUGGCCCUCUGCAUAUUUUAAUACUGUGAUCUUCAAAUCCCUAUGAUGUGUGUCUAAUCUUGAUUAUUUAAUUGGUUAAGAUAGUAACUUUUUUUGAGCUUUCACAGAACUAUUCAGCCUUUAAAGUAGUUUGUGUUCCUUUAGUGGUUUUCAUAUUUUGAGGGAGUACAUGUCUGGAGGUGUGGCUAUUCUCUGAUUGUGUUAAGGUUAACAUGAGAAUGAUUGCCCUGUUAUCCUUCUAAUGAAAAGAACUCUUUAUUGAAAUAAUUAACGUGCCAUAAAAGUCAGUACAGUUUAUGACUUCAAAUAAUUUGGUUGUGCAAGAAUGUGAUGGAAAUUUUUUUUACUAAUAUGAAUACUUAGAGUGAGAAAAAAAAUCACAACCUUAAAAACUGAUAAAUAUCACAGUUACAAAAUCCAGAAAAGUAGCUAUUAGGUGUUUGAUGAAUCCCUGUAAUCCUUUUUUCCCUCUGCUUUGUUAUUUCUGACAGGUUCACUGAGAUGUAAUUCUCAUACCAUCCAAUUCACCCAUUUAAAGUGGCUUUUGGUGCAUUCACAUAGUUGUACAACAAUCAUCAAAAUCAAUCUUAGAACAUUUUCACCACCCUAGGAAGAAACCAUUCUUCAUUAGCAGUGAUUAUCAGUUUCCUAAUUACCCCAACCCCAAGCAACUACUUUCUGUCUUUAUAGAUUUGCCUAUUCUGGACAUUUCAUAUAAAUGGAAUUAUACAAUAUGUCAUCUUUUAUGACAGCCAUCUUUCAAGUAUACCAUUCUGGCUCCUCCAAAAUAUGGUCAUGCUAACUUUCUUGGAACACAAAAGCAUCAAAGGAAAUAUAUACUAUGAGAAGACAGCGAAAUGAAGUUGUAGUUGAAUUAAGGAAGAAUAAAAGAGAUGAACAUCUCUUAAAGAGAAGAAAUGUACCACAUGAAGAUAUCUGUGAAGACUCUGAUAUAGAUGGUGAUUAUAGAGUGCAAAAUACCUCUCUAGAAGCUAUUGUUCAGAAUGCUUCAAGUGAUAACCAAGGAAUUCAAUUAAGUGCAGUACAAGCUGCUAGGAAGCUUUUGUCCAGUGAUCGAAAUCCACCAAUUGAUGACUUAAUAAAAUCUGGAAUAUUGCCUAUUUUAGUCCAUUGUCUUGAAAGAGAUGACAAUCCUUCUUUACAGUUUGAAGCUGCAUGGGCUUUGACAAAUAUUGCAUCUGGAACCUCUGAACAAACUCAAGCAGUGGUUCAGUCCAAUGCUGUGCCACUUUUCCUGAGGCUUCUUCAUUCACCUCAUCAGAAUGUCUGUGAGCAGGCAGUGUGGGCAUUGGGAAAUAUCAUAGGUGACGGGCCACAGUGUAGAGAUUAUGUCAUAAGUCUUGGAGUUGUGAAACCUUUACUUUCAUUCAUAAGUCCAUCUAUUCCUAUAACAUUCUUAAGAAAUGUUACUUGGGUUAUGGUCAACUUAUGUCGUCACAAAGACCCACCACCACCAAUGGAAACCAUUCAAGAGAUUCUUCCAGCCCUUUGUGUUUUAAUACAUCAUACAGAUGUAAAUAUAUUGGUAGAUACGGUCUGGGCCCUCUCUUAUCUUACUGAUGCUGGCAAUGAACAGAUACAGAUGGUAAUAGACUCUGGAAUAGUUCCUCACUUGGUUCCUCUACUCAGCCACCAGGAAGUUAAAGUUCAGACAGCUGCACUUAGAGCAGUGGGCAACAUUGUUACUGGAACUGAUGAACAAACACAAGUAGUUUUGAACUGUGAUGCCCUCUCACACUUUCCAGCACUCCUGACACAUCCCAAAGAGAAAAUUAAUAAAGAAGCAGUGUGGUUCCUCUCUAACAUCACUGCAGGAAAUCAACAGCAGGUACAGGCAGUAAUUGAUGCCAAUCUUGUACCAAUGAUAAUACACCUUUUGGAUAAGGGGGAUUUUGGCACUCAGAAAGAAGCUGCUUGGGCCAUAAGUAACUUAACAAUUAGUGGAAGGAAAGAUCAAGUGGCCUACCUUAUUCAACAAAAUGUUAUCCCACCUUUUUGCAACUUACUGACUGUAAAAGAUGCACAGGUUGUGCAAGUAGUACUCGAUGGAUUAAGUAAUAUAUUAAAAAUGGCUGAAGAUGAGGCAGAAACCAUAGCCAAUCUUAUAGAAGAAUGUGGAGGACUGGAGAAAAUCGAACAACUUCAAAAUCAUGAAAAUGAAGACAUCUACAAAUUGGCCUAUGAGAUCAUUGAUCAAUUCUUCUCUUCAGAUGAUAUUGAUGAAGAUCCCAGCCUUGUUCCAGAGGCAAUUCAAGGUGGAACAUUUGGUUUCAAUUCAUCAGCCAAUGUACCAACAGAAGGGUUCCAGUUUUAGAAAGAUAUUGUGGAAGUUAGGUACAAUGCAGCACUCAGAUAUAUAUAUAUAUAUACAUAUAUAUAAAAAGGUUUGAUCCAUCAAGCUUGGCUCAUGGGAUCUGCUGCUGCAUUAAAUCGGGAAAGAAAAUGUGAAGAUUUCAUUUGGAAUCACAGGAAAUGCCCAAAUGAGGUCAAGAUGGCGAGUGGGUGCGAGUGAGAAUGAGUGGCAAAAUGUAAUGAAAACUUUACGUGGAUGCUUAUUUAGGUUGUUCAAAGUAAAAAGGGCUACGGGUCACAGAUCUUCAGUGCCUGAGAAGGAACAUUGACUUACUCUAUAUCAAUUGAGGGGAAAGUGAAAUACUGUCAUCUUCAAGCCUUGUAAGCAUAAAAGAGAAUAGAGUGCCCAUAUAAGUCAAGGAAAAUGAGCCCAGGCCUUGCUAUAAAGCAGUGUGUGAAUGGACAAUGUUGAAUGAAUGUCUGGCUCAGUGAUAGAGAGCCAGGUUCAUCUUUCAAAUCUAGGGCUCUUCACUCAUGAAGCAGACUCCUAGUCCUGGAGUGACUGUGUACGAGAGUGUGGUUGUGGUGCUGUAUGUGAACGCAUGCAAGCUUGAUUCGCCUUCGGGGGGCUGAUAACAAACAUAGUAAAUCAUCAAAGUGAGAUCACAAGUGUUAAUGUACACUGGACAUAAAAACAAAGACCGGUUUAGCAGCAGACAUUGGUUUAUUCUGCAGCCUGUGUUUUCUAUUUCCCCUCUCCCCCAAAACCCUCACCCCAUUUUUUUUUUUUGUCAUCCCCCCCCCCAUUUUUAUUUACCUAGUAUGGCUCUUUUAGUUGCUUCUCAAGUCAGAAAACUUUUCAGGAAGGUUUCCCUGUGCAUUUGCACCAGAUGAAUGUUUGAUGCUAUGAAAAGCUUUCCAUAUCAUCAAAACUAAUUUGUGUAGAUUUUUGCAUGUAAAAAAAUCAUAAAUUUCCCUCAAAAUAGACUGUUGCAGUACACAAGUUACCAUAAUAGUAUAAAACAGUAAAAUGUGCUUAAAAGGCCGUUCUUUUCAUUUUCAGAGAUAACAUAAAGACCUUUGCAUGAGGUAAAUCUACAGCAUAGUUCAUUUUUAGAUUUUGUUGAGUCCUGUAAAGAAGAAGAAGAAAAAAGUUUCAGUUGUGAUAGAAUACCGUGCUGUGUUUAAAUGUUACUUGUUUUCAAAUUUUGUUUUCUAUGAAAAUGAUAUGGAAACUUCUAAAAUGGAAUUUGGUGCAUAUGUACUGCUGAAUAAAGACCGAUGAAGAGGUUUGAGUAGAUGUACAAAUCAAGUAAUAGUUUGAACACCUUUAAUAAUAUGCCUAAUCUGUUCAAUUGUUUUAGAAUCUUUUUAUCUUAGAUGUAGGCAGCCAUGAACAAUCUAUUUUGAGCCACUUUAGGGAGAAAACUUUGUAUUUUUAAAACUUGCAUAAAAGUUAUGCAAGUGGUUUUUAUAAAUUGGAAUAAUGCCUCAGUUUUGAGGUUAUGCACACUAAAUUAAAUGUGACAUAAAUUAAUUUGUACAAACAGAACUCUUUAUAAGGUGGCUCAUUGUAGGAAAUCCUGUGCCUUCCCCUUUGAGCACAAGUGUUGCAUGAACAACAGUUUGCUAUAAGAAACAUACCAGAUUAGCCACCAUUAGCAUCUAUAUCUACUUUGUGUUUAAAAAUCAACUGGUAAUUCUGAAACACUGUAGAAUGGAUAAAAAUUAUUUUGUGAUCAUAACUCUUUGUUGAACUAGAGUAUUUUUGCAGCAUUCCUUGUCAUCAGAAACAUGGUUAAAGUUUAAAACUAGAAGCAGCAGAAAACUAGCUUGUAAAAUUUAUCCAAGUAGAGUGCAGGCUAGGCUGUCUUGGGGAAAUAAACAUUAAAACUUAAAGCAAUGUUUUACAUGG